Messenger RNA from Coregonus clupeaformis (lake whitefish), 2724 nucleotides. RefSeq names its product glycylpeptide N-tetradecanoyltransferase 2-like. Bases 62 to 1552 code for a protein of 496 amino acids. Lineage: Eukaryota; Metazoa; Chordata; Actinopteri; Salmoniformes; Salmonidae. Gene Ontology annotation, biological process: N-terminal peptidyl-glycine N-myristoylation. Gene Ontology annotation, molecular function: glycylpeptide N-tetradecanoyltransferase activity. The record is from RefSeq and is a predicted model, not a curated record. The transcript is spliced from 12 exons. Gene Ontology annotation, cellular component: cytoplasm.
UGUUUUUUCCAUCCCUCUCUGUCGCCUGUAUCAUUCAGCAUAUUUUUUUAUAUAAAUAUAUAUGUUUUCAUCCAUGAUGGCGGAGGAUAGCGAGUCCGCAGCCAGCCAGCAGAGCCUGGAGCUGGACGACCAGGAUACCUGCGGAAUAGAUGGCGAUAACGAGGAGGAGAAUGAACAUAUGCAAGGGAGUCCGGGGGGAGACUUGGGGGCUAAGAAGAAGAAGAAGAAACAGAAGAGAAAGAAAGAGAAGCCGAGCUCAGGAGGGGCCAAGUCAGACUCUGCCUCAGACUCACAGGAGAUAAAGAACCCACGGCUGCCCAUGCAGAAGCUGCAGGACAUCCAGAGGGCCAUGGAGUUGCUGUCCUGCCAGGGACCAGCUAAGAGCAUCGACGAGGCCACCAAACACAAGUACCAGUUCUGGGACACACAGCCUGUACCUAAACUCAAUGAGGUUGUAACGAGCCAUGGGCCCAUCGAGGCUGACAAGGACAACAUCAGACAGGAGCCCUACUCUCUACCUCAGGGCUUUAUGUGGGACACUCUGGACCUCAGCAACGCUGACGUGCUGAAGGAGUUGUACACCUUGUUGAAUGAGAACUAUGUGGAGGAUGAUGACAACAUGUUUAGAUUUGAUUACUCACCCAACUUUCUCAAAUGGGCGUUGCGUCCUCCAGGCUGGUUGCCCCAGUGGCAUUGUGGGGUGAGGGUUUCCUCCAAUAAGAAACUGGUUGGUUUCAUCAGUGCCAUUCCUGCUGAUAUCCACAUAUAUGACACCUUAAAGAAGAUGGUUGAGAUAAACUUCUUGUGUGUCCAUAAGAAAUUGCGUUCGAAGCGUGUGGCUCCAGUUCUGAUCAGGGAGAUCACACGAAGGGUUAACUUGGAGAGUAUAUUCCAGGCCGUCUACACGGCAGGAGUGGUACUACCCAAACCUGUGUCUACCUGCAGGUACUGGCAUCGUUCUCUGAACCCCAGGAAGCUGGUGGAGGUGAAAUUCUCUCACCUGAGCAGAAACAUGACGCUGCAGAGAACCAUGAAACUGUAUAGACUACCGGACAGCACUAAGACCCCGGGCUUGCGGGCGAUGGAGAGGCGUGACGUGCGUCAGGUGACGGAGCUGCUGCAGAAGCACAUGAGACGUUUCCAGCUGGCGCCCUCUAUGGGCGAGGAGGAGGUGGCACACUGGUUCCUCCCUCAGGACAACAUUAUAGACACAUUCGUAGUGGAGGGUGCCGGUGGUGUGUUGACAGACUUCACUAGUUUCUACACCCUGCCCUCCACAGUGAUGCACCAUCCACAGCACAGAAGUCUGAAGGCUGCUUACUCCUUCUACAGUGUUUACACACACGUUCCACUACUGGACCUGAUGAAUGACACUCUCAUACUGGCCAAACUGAAAGGCUUUGAUGUGUUUAAUGCUCUGGACCUGAUGGAGAACAAGGUGUUUCUGGAGAAGCUCAAAUUUGGCAUCGGAGACGGCAACCUGCAGUAUUACCUCUUUAACUGGAAAUGUCCCCCCAUGGACCCCGACAUGGUUGGCCUUGUUCUUCAAUAACUAGUCUGUCUGUGACUGCUACACACUCAGUUAGAGGUCAAAGGUCGUCGCUCGACCUGGACACACAGGAGAAGAGAAUGACAACAAUCAAUCAAUCAAAGUGAUCGGGAGGUGAGCAUCUCCAGAACAUUCUCUCUGCUCACCCGGAAGUGGUAACUCUUUUUAACCAUCAACAUCCUGAAUGUGAAAUCAUGCUCUGCUGAGACAGACUCUCGUACAGUACAGUACACCUCUACACACAUACACACACACACACACACUACAUGAAGAGAAGGAAGAUUUGCAUCCAAAAUGUUUUUCUUUUUUUAUUAAAAAAGGUGCAUUGGUAACUGUGUUUGUUGGAGAGAGCAGAAAUGUAGUAACCUGUACAUUUAAUGCCAGAACAUAUUUAUUCCUGUAGUGUGGGAUAUGGGGGGUGGGAGAGGAAAGAUCCAAAGUAUUUUCUUCACAACUAGCGUAGAUGUUAUUGACUUUGGUGUUCCUAUGAACGGUUAGGAGGGGAGGGGAUUCUAGGGAUUUUUGAGGAAGAAUGUAUUUGAAGCACAAAUCUUAAGUUCUUACCUGAGCAAAAGGCUCCUUAAAAACCCCCAGGUGCAUUUUAUAUUGAUUAUUUCUGUUUGUUUUGUGUGUUUAGGUUUUUCAAAUAUAUGUGAGUGUCUGAGAAACAUAAAAUGCCAGAUGGGAAUUUUCUCAUUUUAAAACUGUUUUUUUUGUGUUUGUGCAGCUAACAGCAUAUAUUCUUUUAAAAAGGUCCCCAUUUUUUUCCGCACACAAUUCUGAUAUUUAGGAUUGUGCUUUUAUGUUGUGUGUUUUGUAAUCAUUCCUCCCGUCUGUCAGUAUUUGUUAAAACCCCUUCAAAUCAAACGGGCAUCUUCACCUAUAAAUAAAGGUAUUGGGUUGGAGUAUCAGGCAGCUCCUUGUAUAAGAUCCAGCACAUGAAGGAACCUUGACACAAAACCUGUGAAGAGAUAAAGCAGCUGUUGUUCUGUUUGCUGAUGUCAUCAUGGUUACUACAGUUAGAUAUACAAGUGUCCCUGUCAGUGAGAAACUGAGUUGUGUACAUGGGGAAAUCUUUUUUUGUUUACAUGGGGAAAAUACACAAUGUACAAAACAUUAGGAACACCUUCCUAAUAUUGGGUUGCACCCCCUUUUGCUCUCGGAACAGCCUCAAU